AAACAUACAGUCUGUCGUUUAUUAGCCUGUAGAAAUGAGGUUAGGAACAUUUAUUUUUCUUUUAACUUUCCUGUUUUUUGAGUGUUAUUCAUCUAAAAUUUUGAUUUUCAAUCCAAUUUUUGGAUUUAGCCAUGUCAAAUUUAUUAGCAAAAUGGCGGAUAUUAUCGCGGAUCAUGGUCAUCAUGUGACUUUAUUCCAACCAUAUCAUAUUGCUCUGAAAAACCUGGAUGGGUUGGUUAAAAACAAAAAUAUAGAAAUUUUAAACUACCACCCCACUCACUACGAAGAGUUGCUGAAGGCUGAACCACAAACUUUUUCAUUCUUUUGGGACUCUUAUUUGGUUGGAAAUCCAGUUAUUGGAGCAUUUCUGAUGCCGAAAUUGCUCGGUGGAGAGUUCAAAAAAACUGCAAUGGAGGUUCUCAGCGAUCAGAAAUUGAUUAACGAACUCAAAGAUCGAAAGUUCGAUUUAGUCAUUGCGGAAACUUUUGAGUUGACUGGAUUUUACCUCGCUCACCUUCUGGAUGUCCCAUGCAUUCCUAUGAUGUCAGCUGUCAGAUAUCCCAUUUUUAAUGAUCAGUUUGGUCAACCAUCAUUGCUUGGGCAUGUACCCCAAAUUGGGUCCGCAGUGGCGGGAGAAGCUGGAUUUUACGAUCGACUCAACGAUAUGUUCCGAUUCUUUUUUAUGGGAAUUUCUCAAGAGCAACUCAACAAAUAUCAAAAUUAUUUUAUCGAGGAAGCAAUUGGACGUCCUGUACCUUUCUGGAAGGAUCUAGUCAAACAGUCUCCAAUUUAUAUCACAAACUCGAAUCCAUAUUUGGACUAUGCGGUUCCUUCAACUGCAGCGAUAGUUCAAGUUGGCGGGAUUACAAUGGAUUUGAAAAAAUUGAAGCAAGUAGGGGAACUACCAGAGGAAUAUGAGAAUAUCUUGAAGGAGAGGGAAUCUACAGUUCUUAUAUCGUUUGGAUCUGUGAUUAGAUCAUAUGAAAUGCCUGAAAGUUUUAAAGCAGGACUUAUCAAGGUGUUCGAAUCACUCCCAGAUGUCACAUUUAUCUGGAAAUAUGAGAAAGAUGACCUGGAAUUCCAGAAGAGGCUCCCAAAGAAUGUUCAUUUAAAGAAAUGGAUUCCACAGCCUUCUUUGCUUGCUGACAAACGGGUAAAACUUUUUAUUACUCAUGGUGGGCUGGGAAGUACAAUGGAAGUAGCUUACACUGGAAAACCUGCAAUAGUUGUUCCAAUUUUCGGAGAUCAACAUCAUAAUGCCGUUAUGUUGGCAAGGCAUGGAGGAGCUGUGGCAUACGACAAGUUUGAUUUGAAAAAUGGAGAAAAGUUGACAGCAGUUGUUCAUGAAAUGAUAUCGAGCACCAAGUACCAAGAAAACGCGGAGGCUCUGCAACAUGUGCUAUUCAAUCAACCAAUUGAUCCAAAAAUGAAUUUUUUGAAUCACUUGGAUUUUGCAAUCAAGUUCCCAAAUCAUCGAGCUCAAGUUCCUGCUAUAAAUCAAUUAGGUUUUGUGGCACAUUAUUAUUUAGAUGUUCUACUGUUUUUGUUAGUUUCUUCAAUUGUUAUUACAUAUCUUGCCAUCAGCCUUCUUAAAAAGGUACUUGGAAAAUGUUUGACCAAAAAAACAAAAUCUGAUUAAAUGUUUUGAUCUCCUUAUCUGAUUGUGAUUUAAAAAAAGAUGAAAAAUAUGUUGUC
Caenorhabditis elegans is the source of this 1695-nucleotide messenger RNA. RefSeq names its product glucuronosyltransferase (gene ugt-12). The transcript is spliced from 5 exons. The record is from RefSeq and is marked reviewed. Lineage: Eukaryota; Metazoa; Nematoda; Chromadorea; Rhabditida; Rhabditidae. Gene Ontology annotation, molecular function: UDP-glycosyltransferase activity; glucuronosyltransferase activity. The coding region runs from base 35 to 1639 and encodes 534 amino acids. Gene Ontology annotation, cellular component: membrane.